UUUAUUUAAUUCUAACUACUGACAAUUUAAUAUUAUAUUUCUUAGCUAAAGUAAUAAAACAACUUUGGCUUGCUCUAGCAGCUAGCUAGCUAUAUAGCUAACUGUAAUAAAAUAUGAUGGAUGAAAUUAAUCACUAACAUGGCAAAAGAAAAUUAUUCAACAAUGGAGUAUCCUUUGCCAAUAUCCAAUCUGAAAAUAUGCCCUGGAAACUGUAGUGGUAAUGGUGACUGCCUAAGUGGAAUGUGCUUGUGUGGGGUUCAAUACUCAGGCUGGUCCUGUAGUGAUCGUAAUCUCAGUUACUUUUUAUCAUUUGGAGUAAUUUUUUAUAUGGUGUGCUUGAUGGCUAUUGUACAGUUGAUCUUGUGUAUACGCUCAGAUUUUUUCAAGUUGAAACGACCAAAUAUUUACAGAGCAUGCAAGCUAAACAUACAGAAAAUAAUCUACAUCUCCAUUAUAUUUGCUACUGGUUCAAGAGCUGUAUACUUUUCUUUAGGACUACAUGAUGUAGUUCCCAAACCAUGGAAAGAAAAUUUGUUUUCUACAUUUUACCCAUUUGUAUUGUCGGGAUUCUCUGUCAUCAUAUGCUUUUGGGCAGAGUCAUUUCAUCUCACUGGGCUUCAGUUGGAUCGACCAAGAAAUCUUACCAAAUCAUACUGUGCUUUUGUUGGGUUUAACGUAUUUUUAUAUGUGAUGCUAGUUGCGCAAGUGGUCUCAAAUCAUAUAGCACCUUUACCAUUGGCUACAAAAUUGAAUGAAAUAUUUAAUGGAUGUUUUGCAUUUCUCAUGUUCUUCACAUUAGUGUUCUUUCUCAUUUAUGGAGUGGAGAUAUUUUGCAAGGUUGAAGGAGCUUUUAAGCCCACUGAAACGUUUGAAACUGGAACAAUAAAUCUUCGACAGUUGUUUCAGUCAAGAUUGGGUUUAGUGGCACAAGCAUCUUUUCAGCUUGCUGUGACUAUGUUUUUAAUGAGUGAAGUUCUUGGUGAAAUGUGGAAGCAGAAGAUGUCUAUCGGUGAUCGCAACAUCGUGGAAAUCAUGUUCCACGUUGCUGAGCUGGCCUGUGCUUUGUGGUUUCCAUGCUGCCUAUGGAAUGUUAGCAAACCCGGAGAGCUGUGGAUACUGAACCCGAAGAAUCUUUUAAUAUUUAGAAGAGCAAGCAAGGAGGAAACAUCGUUGGUUCAAGAAGUGCCUCCACCUACUAAUUACAAUACUUUUGAUGGAAAGGAGGACCCAGGGGAGAUACGAGCCGUAUCUGGAGGCGACUGCUGGAUAUGUUAUGACAGCGAAAACACAGAUCGUUUAAUUCAACCUUGCGACUGUAAGGGUGGCAUGGAGCUAGUUCAUCAUGAUUGUUUAAAGAAAUGGUUGCUAGAGAGACCUUUCACCGGAUCAGAUAAAGAUAGAGCCUGUUGUACAGUUUGCAAAGUAGAGUACAAUGUUACACGAGAUAACAGUAUUGUCUGGAAAUUAAAUGGUCUGCAAGUCAAAACAUGGUCGCAAACCUUUUUUGUCGUCGUUACCAUGGCAUCACUACCAGUGACGUUGUUUUUUAUAUGGAAUAAAAUAUCUCGAGCUCCGGUUAAAUUGUCUUUGGUUUUUGGAAUGUGUAUCGGAGAAUACCUCUUACUCAGAUUGCUUGGUUUCAACUUUCUGAAGGCGUAUAAAAUUACUAAAACAAGGGCGAUGAGAAUUCUUGGCCGACAUGAGAAAUGCAAGUCAAGUUCUGUGUGCAGUUCAUCUUACACGUGUAGUGCAUCCAGUGAAACUGAAUCUCAUCUCUCCGUCACGGUUGAUACUUGAUUUACAGUUACGUUGAAGUAGCAAAAACGAAAUGGAGAGUAAAGUGUUUUUUUUUUUGCACGGUAUUGUUUUGUAUAGUUUUUCUAAAACAUGCGAAUGUAAGGAAAGUUCCAUUGCAUAAGCGAGCAUAGCGAAUCGAUAAAAAGGUUUAGAAUUUUUUUCCGUGGAGGAUUUAGGAGAUGCAUUUCUAUUCUUAAAGUUUGGAGUGUAUAGUUUAUUAAUUUAUUGUUUUGUAAAAAACUUUAACAAGUAUAUCGUUUGCCAGUGAUUUUGACAGUCAACAUUAUAUCCAGUUACGUUAGACAAACAGCGGAUGAAAGUUCGCGGGAUUUUCUUUAUUUGUUUGUGGAAUAGUAAAAUUACAUGUUUUCAAAAUCUGAUUCUUACCCACAAAAUUUAAUUCUCUAUUUCUUUUUUUUGCGUAUUUAAAUGAUAUUCCUGUUUUUUAUUGGCUCUUUUGAAAACCCGCCAGUGUUGAAAUGCAUGUUAACUGGAUAUUGUGAGACAAACAGACAUAGUAAAUAUUAUCUUCUUUAAAAAGGUUUGUACAUAUAAGUGUAUGCAAAAAGUUAAGUUUUCACAUAAAGAUGUAUAGUUUGUAAAAAGAUUAUCGUGUAUAAAACAAUCGAAUUUGCAAAAUUUCUUGUUCGAAAUACCCUUUGUUUUAUCACUUUCGAAUACUUUUACUUUCUUUUGUUUUAAUAACCGAAUGUUUGUUAACGCCCUGGGUAAAUUCCAAAAUUUUUACUGUACUUUUUUACUCAGAGAAAGAUUGUGUUUUUACACACUCUACUUUGUCAAAACGAAGGUAAAAAACUUAAUAUUUUCCCUUUUUCGUUGAGUUGAAAAGGCGUUUUCUUCAGAGGCGUUUGUUUUGACAAGGGGCGUUUAUUUUAACAGGGCUUGUAAUUGAGGGGUGUACGAGGCGUGAAAGUGAGGAAAUAUCAUGUGACGUGUGACUUAUAAUAGGAUUUUUUUGUUUUUACAAUUAGGUUUAGUUUACACUGCAAAAAUUGAAAAAGAGAAAUUGAAAAUAUUGCAAUGUAAAUGAAACCUAUUGGAAUAAAUUAUUUUUUAUUUUUAUUCCCUAAAAUAAAGUAUAUAUAAAAAUUUUUGUAAGACACGAGAGAAAAUGCAACCUCGUCCCCAGUGGUGCUUGCUUUUUUGACAUCGAGGCUGUCAAGUAAGCGCUAGCGACUUUGACAUCAAGCAAAAAACCCUGGGGACGAGGAUGAAGAGAAUGUUUUGAAUUAAAUAACUUUUGACACUAAAGAAUAUGUUUUUUCCUGUUACAGUAUUGAUGGCGUAUAUUCGUUCAAUUUUUUUCGGUGGAAAAGGUUAUUUAAUUCGUUUGUAAUUGCCACAUUGAUUUAUUUUCGUAUUUUUUUUUAAAUAGAUUGUUUGUUUAAAUA
Molecule: messenger RNA, 3209 nt
Organism: Hydractinia symbiolongicarpus
Lineage: Eukaryota; Metazoa; Cnidaria; Hydrozoa; Anthoathecata; Hydractiniidae
Exons: 16
Coding region: 121-1797 (558 amino acids)
Molecular function (GO): zinc ion binding
Source: RefSeq, a predicted model, not a curated record